Molecule: messenger RNA, 954 nt
Organism: Podarcis lilfordi (Lilford's wall lizard)
Lineage: Eukaryota; Metazoa; Chordata; Lepidosauria; Squamata; Lacertidae
Source: the annotation of a GenBank genome assembly
AUGUCCUCCAGCUCCAGCUCCAAUGAGACCCUGGUGAGCCACCAAACCUUUGUCCUGAUUGGCAUCCCUGGGAUGCAGGAGAAGAACUCUUGGGUGGCCUUCCCAUUGUUUGUGCUCUAUGCCCUGACUCUGCUUGGGAACAUCAUGAUCCUCUAUGUGAUCAAGAUUGACCAAAGCCUCCAUGAGCCCAUGUACUUCUUCCUUUGCCUGCUUGCCUGCUCGGAUCUGGCCCUGUGCAUGUCCACCAUGCCAACAAUGCUGGGAGUCUAUUGGUUUGACUCAAGAGAAGUCCCGCUCAACAGCUGCAUCACCCAGAUGUUCUUUAUCCAUAUACUUCAAGAGAUAGAGUCUGGCAUUCUUGUGGCAAUGGCAUUUGAUCGCUUGAUUGCCAUCCGUGAUCCACUGAGAUACAAAUCACUUCUAUCAAAUUCAGUCAUUGCAAAAAUAGGAAUAGCUAUCUUAUCCAGAGGUUUCUGUUUUUGUUUCCCAUUCCCCUUUCUCAUUAAACGGCUCCCUUUCUGUAGAUCUAAUGUCCUUUCCCACUCCUACUGUCUCCACCAAGAUGCCAUGAAGUUAGCCUGCGCAGGCAUAAAAGUCAACAUCAUAUACGGCUUGGUUGUAGUCAUGUGCAGUAUAAUGCUGGAUGUUCUUAUCAUUCUUGUAUCGUACAUCCUGAUCCUGAAGACAGUUUUGAGCAUUGCUUCCCGAAAAGAGUGUCUGAAGGCUCUCAACACCUGUGUGGCCCACAUUUCUGCCAUCUUGAUUUUCUACAUCCCAAUGAUUGGCAUCAGUGUGGCACAUCGAUUUGGGAAGCAUCUUUCCCCCAUUGUCCACAUGCUGAUGGCCAACAUAUUUGUUGCUGUCCCACCACUUCUCAAUCCUGUUGUGUACAGUGUGAAGACCAAGCAGAUUCGGCAAAGGAUAGGCAACAUUUUACAAUUUAAAAAUAAGUAG